Cynoglossus semilaevis (tongue sole) is the source of this 2580-nucleotide messenger RNA. RefSeq names its product actinodin1 (gene and1). The transcript is spliced from 7 exons. The record is from RefSeq and is a predicted model, not a curated record. Lineage: Eukaryota; Metazoa; Chordata; Actinopteri; Pleuronectiformes; Cynoglossidae. Bases 240 to 2186 code for a protein of 648 amino acids.
UUCCAAACUGUGGAUUCAAGUUCAGGUUGAAGUCAAGUUUGGCUGCACAACAAACACCUGGUUCUGUUUUACGACGACAAAAAACAGUCAGGGGCCGGAGGUGUGGCAACACGUUGGUUUAAAAGUUCACUUCCAAGGUGCGGGCGUCACAUUUUACCACUCCUCAGGUGAAGACCAGCUGAGGGUCUGGACAUUUAGUCAGGGAUUCAUCAGGAGACGACGAGAAGGUGUGAGACGUCAUGGCCGGAGGACGGAGGACCAGUUUCUGUGGCGUCUUCAUCACUGCUGCGCUGGCUCUGAUGCUGCUGCCUGCUCUUGUGUCUGCUGGACCUGUUGGACAGAAGACCAAAAGAGAUGCAGGUGACAGUAUCAGGGAGACGGCAGAGGCUGCAGCCGAGCACAGGAGGCUAAUCCGUAACCGCAGGAACAUCAGCUGGUACAAUCAGCACUCUGACUUCUGGAACUGGUACAAGUUCUUCUCUGACAACAACAACCAGGAGGCAGUUCAUGAGAUGGACCGUAUCUACCUGGCCUACCUCCAGAACAAGAACCGCGCUGAGGGGCGUCGCUCCUACAAGGCCUACCUGCGCCACCUAGGGGAUGUCUACAAGUCGUGCUCCGAGUCUGACGACCCCAAAUGUGUUUCUUCCCACACCAGCAGGCCCAAGUCAAAACCUGAGCCCCCAAAACCUGCACCAGUAAAAACCUGUGACCCCACCAAGGAUGCCUACUGUCUGUAUGCUGCCUUGCUCCAGGGCAAGGAUCCUUACAAGCCCCUGGUCCUGCCUGCUGCUGCUGCUCCAGCACCAGUACCAGUCAAGGGCCCAGCUUGUCAGUACAUCCGCACUGCUGCUCAAGCUAAGGACCCUCAGUCUGGGUAUUACUACUACGCUCCCUCUUCAACACCCUUUCUUUCCAAGGAGCAGAAAGCCGAGCUCCUGCGUAUCUGCGCUGCCGAUGAUGUAGAGUGUCUCCAGUACCACCUGAGAGCUGCCUAUGGUUACUCACCUUCUGCUGGAUCUCUGCCAUCCUACGCCCACCUCGGCUGUGAUCCCAAGAAAGACUCCAACUGCAGACCCAAGCAGGUGCAGAAAGCACCGUCUGGUCUGUACCUGCAGUACCCCAACUGUGACCCACUCAGAGAUCCAUACUGUGCCUACGCUGCCUCUCUUGUGGCACCUCGCGCUCCUAACCCCCCUGCCGCUGCUGGGCCUGGAUCCUGCAAUCCUCUUUAUGAGGACAACUGCAACCCCCUGACCGCCACCAAAUUUGCCACCCCUCCAGAUGCCUAUCCCAAUGAGGAAUCAGACGAUGCCGCCUCCAUCCGUGCUGCUCCUUCCUCUGAGCAGUACAACGAUCCCUACGCAAUGUUCAGAGAUGCACAGGCUAAUGCUAACAGAGGUAGCGAUCCUUAUGCUAUGUACCAUCAGGCCAGUGCUCCACCUUCAGCUCCAGCUAAUGACCCAUAUGCCCUUCUGCGCCGACAUAUGGCCCAGGCCCAAGCUACCGACCCCUACGCUCCCCGUAUGGAGGCUGCUCCAGAGUCCAAUCCCAACGAUCCUUUCUCUGCAAUGCGUGAGGCAGCGACUGCCCUGCACCGUCGUGGUCACACCAACCCUAGGCAGCAAUUCCCUUACUCCAACCCAAGUUUUGAGGAACCUGCAAGGCAGGAGCGCCACCCUCUGGGACCCCCAGGCAAAACCAAGGAAGGCUAUGACUGCUACAUUGGCUACGACCGUGAGUGCUACCCAGUUAAACCCAGCAAUCCUCGCUCUGGAGGUCAACGCCACAGCCCUCACCAUGCCGAGGCCUACGAACCCCACGUGAACGCCGACGGCACCAGAAGAGGAGUUCUGGAGCCCGCCAACCCCGACUGCGACCCUGAAUAUGACAGAGACUGCCGCCUGCGCCGCUAUGAACCCGAGGAGGCCCACGCUGAGGCCCUGCCUGAGCAGCAGGCCGAAGAGGAUCACAACCAGGGGGCAGCAGAGAGUCUGCAUUACCAAGAGCAGCAGGAGCAGGAUCAGUACGAGCCCUACCAGAGUGGGCAGGAGGAGCCUCACAUGUCCUACCCCUCACACCCCCAGGGUAUUCCCAGUCUGCAGGACAUCAUGAGGCUGUAUGGAGACCAGAACCAAGAGCAGGGGGAUCACAGAGGCUACGCAGACGACUAUCGCAAGAAGUAAAACACAGAGUACAGGACACACUUAUGCAUGCAGAUGGACAUGAAAACACAGUCCCCAGUGUUCUUGUAGCUACACCCAGGACCUCCUCACAGACGGUGUAAAAACUGAAUCAGAUAUGGGACACACAAGAAGUUAAUGGACCCAGUGACCAAGUACAUGCGCGUACACCAACACCUAGCUUCCAGCAGGUGGGGCUCCAUCAAGUUCUUGUCUCUUUCGGCUGCUUCGCUGCUUUCAUCCCAAUCUUUCUGACUUCGCUAGAAAUGUGUGCUCAUCGUCAGUGUCAGGCUUGGCCUUUUCUAUCUAUAGCAUCUCUAUUUUUUUUGUUAAUUUUUUUGUCACUUUUUGUCUGUGAUGAAUUAUGUAAAGUUCUUUUUUUUUCAUUUUUGGAUGU